Messenger RNA from Canariomyces notabilis, 1496 nucleotides. RefSeq lists its product as uncharacterized. The transcript has 3 exons. The record is from RefSeq and is a predicted model, not a curated record. Lineage: Eukaryota; Fungi; Ascomycota; Sordariomycetes; Sordariales; Chaetomiaceae. The coding region runs from base 491 to 1372 and encodes 293 amino acids.
GCCGGAGGCUCCCCGCUUCAGUUUGUAAAACAAAACCGCUCAGCCCCGCCGUGUGUCCACAAGCACAUGCGGCUCACGUCUCUAUUCAACCGGGUUUGAUGCUCUGUCCCAGCUAGCGCCAUCGAAUGAUGGACACCGCUGCAGUGGUGGAUGCUCCUAUGGGCCGAAUCAUGCGCUGUAAAAUGCGAAAAUGGCUCCGUCAUACGCUACCGGGACGUAGUAAAAUGCCUGCCCGUUGCUUCCUCGCAGCCGAGCGAGGCCGGACAAAGAGAUGGAUCAGCCGCUUUCUAGCAGCAAGUUACCUCGGCCGUGGGGUCCUAACUCCAACGCUACCAGGUAUAUUCCCUCGGGUUCUCGCUCACUUCCAGCCCUGGUCUAGGUACCUACCUAUCCAAAUCUAUCCAAAUCGAAGGCGAACCAGACUACAUCGCCUGGAGCACCACCCUCGGUUGUCGUUCUUUGAGACAGAAGACGCGAACUGCCAACACAAAUGGCUCCCAUCAAACCGCAUUGGACCCGCCCGUCGCACCCAGAUGUCCAGGAGGUCAUCUUUGCCGACGAGGCCGAGUUCACCACCAAGAGCAUCUCCAAGAUUGCUCUCCCUCCGUUUGGCCUGUUCGCCAAACUGGAAUGUCCGCCUUGCACCCUCGCCGCCGAGCCGACGUAUGCGACGGUCCAGAUCGGCCGUGACAGGCACCUGGACCUCAACAGCGACUUGCUCUAUAUUAACCACUCGUGCGAGCCGUCUCUUAUCUUCGACACGGCCAGUAUGAACAUCAUUGCCGGCCCGAAAGGGCUCCGGCCCGGCGAGGAGCUGACGUUCUUCUACCCCUCCACCGAGUGGGACAUGGCGCAGCCCUUUGACUGCCUCUGCGGCGCUCCCACCUGCCGCGGACGCAUCAGCGGUGCUCGGGACAUGGCCCGCCAGCAGCUUGACGGUCUGUGGUUGAACGGGCACAUUCGCCAGCUGCUCGAGGAGCGCGAGGCGCAGGAGCAGGAGCAGGAGCAGAGCGGCGCUGCCGCGGAGGCGACCAAGGCGUCUGAAAAUGGCGGCGCGGUCUGCAGCUUCCAGAACAGCACCGAUGCUGCGGUUGGCGUUGAGGUGAGUGACCAGACCGCGCAGGCCCUGCGCGACGCCCUCGCCCACGCCGAGAAGAUGGUUGAGGCGGCCCGCUUUGCCCUGGCCUCGUACGUCGGGGUUCUGCAGCAGCGCAUGCAGCUGGGUGGUCUCGGCAAGGUCAACAACGGAAAUGGGCGUUUUGAUGCCGCGGCUUCCGCUGCCGCCGAGGUUGCUGCGGGUUCGCAGCGUCGAGGCCCAACGUCACGCGAGUUGAGCGGCGAGAUGGGCGGCGAUACGUCAGUGCAGGUCUAGGCUUCGCUGUAUGUCAAGACAAUGGUCGUUGCGCUACCUCGGUAGCCACCACCAACCUUGUCCUGCGUAUAGCGGAGAGAAUAUCUCGUAUUUGGCUUGUUUUACAAUGCAAUAUGAUCGAUGC